Messenger RNA from Sclerotinia sclerotiorum 1980 UF-70, 1431 nucleotides. RefSeq lists its product as hypothetical. The record is from RefSeq and is a predicted model, not a curated record. NCBI's taxonomy places the organism in Eukaryota, Fungi, Ascomycota, Leotiomycetes, Helotiales, Sclerotiniaceae. The transcript is spliced from 2 exons. Bases 1 to 1431 code for a protein of 476 amino acids.
AUGGCAGACCGCGAUCCCGCAACAUUUGGUGGGAUGGAAUUAUUCUUCAUUAUCUACACAUCAGGUUGGUCUUUGGAUCAAUUUUGCUCUAUCCUGGAACACGGAUGGCACGUGUACACCCAGAAUCUCUGGUCAUUCCUCGAUGUCACAUUCGCCGCAAUCUUCGGGUUUUAUCUCGUACUACGCUUGAGGGGCUGGCGCACUGAUAACAUUGGCACUGGUCAACAAGCUCUAGAUGUCCUCGCCUUGGGAGCCCCCGUCCUCGUUCCACGUCUAGCAUUCAACCUCAUGUCCGAAAACAUGCUCUUUAUUUCUCUCCGAGCCAUGAUGCGCGAUUUCACUGUCCUGACCAUUUUAGCUGUAUGGUGCUUUGCCGGAUUUUUGCUUUCCAUGAUAUGGCUUGGCAAUGGUAUUCACGAACCAAUUACUGUCUCAAAAUGGAUGCUCUGGAUAUGGUUUGGACUUGACGGCACAGGCAUUACAACGUCUGCUCAGUUCCAUUGGCUUCUCGGUCCCAUCCUCAUGGUUACCUUCGCAUUUCUUGGCAACACCCUCUUCCUCACUAUCCUCGUAUCCAUGCUCUCGACAACGUUCUCCACCAUCGUCUCCAACGCCACCGCAGAGAUCCAGUUCCGUCGCGCCGUCCUCACCCUCGAAGGAGUGAAAUCAGACUCCUUGUUUGCCUACUUCCCUCCUUUCAACAUCCUCGCACUCUUCGUCCUCAUGCCCCUCAAAUUCGUCCUAACCCCUCGCUGGUUCCAUAAGAUCAACGUAGCAGCCGUGCGUUUCCUCAAUGCUCCGCUCUUACUCCUCAUUGGCUAUUUAGAGCGACGUCAGCUAUGGGCCGGCCCCCGUCGUCAAAAAGAAGCAGAGCAAUUGCCCCGUAUCCCACCCCGUCCCCGAAUUUGGGAUUUCUCAAGAGGCUUCAGCGUUCAUGGCGAUUUACAAGCAGUGUUUGAAGUGGAGCCUCCUAGUGAUAUCGCAAAUGAAAUUGAGAUCGAGGCGGCUAAUGACGUUCCGCAUGAACGGAAUUUUUUCGAAAAUGAAUUUGCGCGGGAAUUUGAUGCAUCGACGAAAUCGAAGUCGCAACCUGGACAGAAAAAUGUUAAUCCGAGAGAAAACAUGAAGAGGAGAGAUACGGCUAAUAGUUCCAAGAGGAUCAGAAGAGAUUCCGUAGCACCCUUUGCAGGCAUGAGUAUCCCAAAACAUUUGAGGGAUUUGUUGAACGAGGGGAGUAGUGAUGAGGAGGGAGAACAUAUCCGAGUGCGGCUGGGGAAAUUGGAGGAGUGUAUGAGAAGGGUGGAGGGAUUACUCGGGAGGUUGUGUAGGGAACUGGACGGGAAAAGUGCCGACGGGGACACAGGUGGCGAAAGAGAGGGUACGAUUAGCGAUUUGGAUACCAGUGUAGCAGUGGAGUUCUCGGAUGAAUAG